Emiliania huxleyi CCMP1516 is the source of this 1092-nucleotide messenger RNA. RefSeq names its product putative 5'-nulceotidase (gene NTD4). The transcript is spliced from 4 exons. Gene Ontology annotation, biological process: nucleotide catabolic process. The record is from RefSeq and is a predicted model, not a curated record. Gene Ontology annotation, molecular function: hydrolase activity. Lineage: Eukaryota; Haptophyta; Isochrysidales; Noelaerhabdaceae. Bases 1 to 1092 code for a protein of 363 amino acids.
AUGCCUUCUCCGCCACCGGAGGCAUGCGGCGCCUUCCUCCGCGUCGUAUCCAUCAACGACGUGUACAAACUCGACAACUACCCUCGCGUCGCAACGGCAGUGGCCGCUGCAAGGGCCUCCGUUGCGGUGCACCCUGGCGGCGGUGUCGCCCUGGCCUGCCUGAAUGGCGACUUUCUGUCGCCAUGCACCGUGACCGCGCUAGACGGCGGCAAGGCGAUGGCUGACGCGCUAAAUUACGCUCUUAUUGACUACGCAUGCUUGGGUAACAAGGAGUUUGACCUUCCUCUCCCCGGCCUCGUGCGGAGCCUGGCGCGCUUCACGCAUGGGAAGGUACUCAACUCAAAUGUACUCGACACGGAGCUAGCCGCGCUGCCACGAUUCGACUGCGUCAGAGUCGGCGAGCGCACCGCCGUGCUCGCCGGCCUGUUGACGCCCGACCGUACAAAGUACCGUCCCACGGGAUAUCCCCACGCAAUGCCGAUGGCCGAGGCGUGCAACGAGGUGUGGAGGGAGGCCAAGGCGGCACUCGGCGCGAGCGGCGACCUUUUCCUGCCCAUGACCCACCAGCCAAUCAAGGAUGACUGCGCGCUCGCUGCUUGCCUCGCUGAGCACCCAGAGUUGGGCGUGCGCACACCCAUUCUGCUGGGCGGGCACGACCACGAGGUGGAUGUGCGCGAGGCGGGUGGCGCGCUCAUCGUCAAGGCUGGCUGCGACGCGGCGAGCAUCGCCGUCGUGGACGUCUACUGGACCGCCUCGGGCGAGCAGAAGAGAGCGUGCAAGGUUAUCGCGGCCAAGGAAUUUGCGGAGGAGGCAUUGGCGGCCACGUUUGUGCGCAGGUGGCAGGCAUUCGUGCAGGAGAGCAUGGAGGAUUUCCUCCCUGUUGCUCAGGAAUUGCUUUGUCACGCCGCUCCCCGGCCCCACCAUCUGCACUCGCGCUCGCGGCUUCUGUAUCAUCUCCCGCUCCGUGCCCCGAUACGGCACCCCGUGCUUAUCUACGGGCACCACGUUGGCCUCUGGCCUUUCGGCGUAGGCCUCUACAAGAAGAUGGUGACGUCCACCAUGAAAAAGAUGGUGGGACCGGAGGCAGAGUAG